Gongylonema pulchrum is the source of this 222-nucleotide messenger RNA. Lineage: Eukaryota; Metazoa; Nematoda; Chromadorea; Rhabditida; Gongylonematidae. The record is from the annotation of a GenBank genome assembly.
UUGCUUACCAUUUUCUGUUUUUGCAGAGCUGCUGCUGCCGGAGCACCGUUCCACGUUACUGAACGCGCAACCGGUAAACGCUUUUUGGCUCAGCUUCGUCCACUGGACAAUAAUCUAGCACGUAACAUUGAAAUGCACAACAAUUUGGAUCAUCCGAACAUCGUGCAGUUCCACCAGGUCAUUAUGGACCAGGGAAUCGCCGUGCUUGUCUAUGAAAAGUAA